Porites evermanni is the source of this 387-nucleotide messenger RNA. The record is from the annotation of a GenBank genome assembly. NCBI's taxonomy places the organism in Eukaryota, Metazoa, Cnidaria, Anthozoa, Scleractinia, Poritidae.
CUAGGGAUUGGCAGUUUUCAGACAAACCCUGCCGGUUUAACAGGUUCUUUGGGGGCAGCAGGAACAUCGUCUCUGGGAAAUCCAUUUGGCACCACCACAGGACUCGGUGGUACCAGUCUAACAUCAGGCUCCACAUUUGGAACGCCUCUUGGUACCAACACUUUAGGAGCCACGGGUCUCGGAGCGACCACUGGAUUUGGGACCCCAAGUCUUACAGGAGGAUUUGGUACCCCUGCCCUUGGGUCCUCCACAGGAGGAGCUUUUGCCUCCACAGGAACAGGACUUGGGGGAACCGGUUUUGGCACAGGGACUUCAGCGUUUACUGCACAACCGAAGUUUCAGCUUCAAAGGCCACCGGCUGGUAACAAGCGAGGCAAAAGGAGAUGA